This is a messenger RNA of Glossina fuscipes, 858 nucleotides long. RefSeq lists its product as uncharacterized. The coding region runs from base 1 to 858 and encodes 285 amino acids. The transcript is spliced from 2 exons. NCBI's taxonomy places the organism in Eukaryota, Metazoa, Arthropoda, Insecta, Diptera, Glossinidae. The record is from RefSeq and is a predicted model, not a curated record.
AUGGUAAGGUUCUUAAAAAAUUGCCGUAAAUUUUACUUACAUAUCUUUGCGUUUAUUUCCCUUUCGCUAAAACCGAGUGCAAGUGGCCCCGUCUCAAGUCCAGAAAUUUCUGGUAAAUCGAAUGUUGCAAUCAAUAAUCAAAAUCAAUUGCAAACGCAAAAUCCGUCUAAGUCCUUGAAUCAAGACGUACAGUUGCAUUCGCUAAAUGUCUACGCAACCAAUUAUGAUAUGAUAUCGAAUGCGUCACCGGCGAAUCCUCAGAAUGGCCCGUUUGAUACAUCCUUUAAGCCGUCAUUUAAAUUACCGGAAAUGGAGCACAAUUUUACGCCCUUACAGAAUGCUCAUCAUCAUCAUCAUCCUCAUCAUCAUCAGCCUCAACAACUGAACGUUCCUGUGGCCACUUCUUCGCCAGUAUUAAUGCAAUAUUUACCUCAUGCAGUUAAUGGAGACAAUGGUAUUCAAUAUUUGCAGUUGAUUCCUACGCGACCCUUAAUAGUGCCCAUCAGUCCAUUUUUAACAUCUCAAAAUAAUUAUGCGCCGCCGCCUGCUUUAACCCAAGGUAACAGCAAUAUAGAAUAUGCCGCAGCACGAUCCCCAUCCAUUUUGAACGGCAUACCAGCUAAUAUCCCUACACCUACGCCUGUUCCUACACCGAUAAUUGAUGUUCCUCACGCCCCCCAAAUGCCAUAUGGCUUAGCCACAUAUGCCGCUGCCAUUACACCGUACAAACAAACUUAUCGCAUUAAUCGUGAAACUAAAGAUAACAAUCAACAAACAAUUCCGUUCAGUUUAAAUCUUAACGAGUACAUACCGAACCAGAAAACUACUUACACCAUAAUAAGUAGAGGAAGACCUUAA